AUGGUUUUUCUGGGUUCAUGUCAAACUUUAUCUGUUUGCAAAGAUGCAGCUGGAAUCGCGGGUAACAUCUUUGCUUUGGGGUUGUUUGUAUCUCCAGUGCCAACGUUCCGUAGAAUAAUCAGGAACGAAUCGACAGAACAAUUCUCGGGGUUGCCAUAUAUAUACGCGCUCUUGAACUGCUUAAUCUGUGCCUGGUACGGUUCGCCUUUGAUAUCUUCUGAUAAUUUGUCGGUUACCACCGUAAAUUCGGUUGGUACAGUUUUCCAGAUAGUCUACAUUAUCCUCUUCAUAAUAUACGCUGAGAAAACAAAAAAGGUGAGGAUGGUUGGAUUGCUAUUGGCAGUCUCCGGCAUAUUUGCUGUUAUCGUCAUUGGGAGCUUGCUCAUAAUAGACGUUGAAGUUCGUCACCUCACCAUUGGGUUCCUGAGUAGCGCUUCCCUCGUAUCAAUGCUGGCUUCCCCUUUGUUUAUUAUUAAUCUGGUGAUCAAAACGAGGAGUGUUGAAUUCAUGCCGUUUUAUCUGUCCCUCUCCACUUUUUUGAUGAGCACGUCUUUUCUUUUGUAUGGAAUCUUCAGUUUCGAUCCCUUUAUAUAUGUCCCAAAUGGAAUAGGAACUGUUCUAGCAAUUAUACAAUUAGUUUUGUUCUCUUACUACAAAAAUGCAUCAGGAGAAAACUCCAGCGUACCUUUAUUGGCGUCCCAUGGCAUGAUCAAUGGAAAGGGAAGAGUUAAUUCUCAGACUUGGACAGCAGUUGAGGAGCGGUGGUACUCGAGUUCAUGA
Messenger RNA from Fraxinus pennsylvanica, 780 nucleotides. NCBI's taxonomy places the organism in Eukaryota, Viridiplantae, Streptophyta, Magnoliopsida, Lamiales, Oleaceae. The record is from the annotation of a GenBank genome assembly.